UUACAUCUUCUACCCACGGGGACGAAGUCGCGGGCAACAGCUAGUAUGAGUAUGAAGUCAAACCAAAAUAGUUUGAGUCAAACCUUUUUGAUCGUUUGUCUACACUUAAUGUAACUUAUUUAUACUUGAGUUCGCAACGUUAACUUAUUCUUGCUCGGUCAGUUAUUACAUGCAUAUACAGAUGAGUCAGUCUUGCCCACAAUAUGCCAAAAGACGGUUGUGUUUAAGUUUCAAUAAUAACAUUAUAAUGCUGGUUUUCGUAAUAAUCUGUGGAUUUUUGACAGUGCUUGUGAAUUCUCAAGAACGUGACUGUGUAAACAAGUACUCUGGGGAGAAAGGAAAGUGCAAGCCAUUGGACAAAUGCCAGUCAGCUAAACAUGAUCAGAGAUACCAUAUUAAACCAGAGUUCUGCACAAACAAUGGAACAUCGGAUUUAAAAUCACAAGAAGUUUGCUGUCUUCAAGGUGACAUAAUAUCAAAACUAGAUUCUACUCUACUAAGUAUUCUGGGUUCAGAUAGCCUUUGUUUACUUUUUCAACCAAUUCAUCGUGAUCCGGAAGAACCCCUUAAGCAAGGAAAAAAGGCUUGGGAUAUGUGCAUAAAGUAUCAAGAAGACUUUUUCUCACGCAGACUCAAUGAUUCUAUCUCAAUCGGAACUGGAGGAGUGUUUGCGCAAAGAGGAGAAUUCCCUCACAUGGCCCUAUUAGGCUAUGGGAAAAUCUUCUCUGAAGCCGAGUUCAAUUGUGGUGGAUCUUUAAUCAGUGAACGGUUUGUGCUAACCGCUGCCCACUGUAGAUAUUCUGCUGGACUAGGAUAUGUAACAAUUGCAGUUUUUGGAAUACAUUAUAGAAACGAGACGGCAGAAGAAAAAUAUAUAUAUGGAGUAAAGAAAAUUAUAAAACACCCAAUGUAUAAGCCCCCUAAAAAGUACAACGAUAUCGCCUUAUUAGAAAUGGAUAGACGGGUUAUUUUUGACUUCCUGGUCAUGCCCGGGUGUCUACACGUAGGGGACCGGGUGGACGAUGGCAGAGCGUACGGAACCGGAUGGGGUUACCUUGGACAAUCAAUGGUACUUGCUCAGGAACUUCAAACGAUACCCUUAUGGAAAAUUGCCAAUGAUACUUGCAGACUAAAAUUUGCGCCUUACAAACGUCUUCUACCUGACGGCAUUGAUGACUCGUCGCAGAUGUGUUACGGAGACGACGGGACCCCCAGAGAUACAUGUGAGGGAGACAGCGGAGGCCCACUCCAAAUAAAAAGCACAAGUAUCUAUUGCAUGUACGUCAUCAUCGGCGUGACGUCAUUCGGGUUCACAACCUGCGGCGAAGUGGGAUACCCUGGAGUGUACACCAGGGUGUCGAACUAUGUACCCUGGAUUGAGAGCAUCGUAUGGCCUUGAGGUCGACUCACCUUAGGAGCAAAACUGCUGAUGCAAUUGAAGUGUAUUUUAUAUCAAUGACAAUCAUGAAAAGAUGCAUUUCAAUUGUUAAAUAAUAAAUGAUAUUGGUGAAGA
This is a messenger RNA of Trichoplusia ni (cabbage looper), 1513 nucleotides long. RefSeq names its product serine protease persephone-like. Gene Ontology annotation, molecular function: serine-type endopeptidase activity. NCBI's taxonomy places the organism in Eukaryota, Metazoa, Arthropoda, Insecta, Lepidoptera, Noctuidae. The coding region runs from base 170 to 1399 and encodes 409 amino acids. The transcript has 10 exons. Gene Ontology annotation, biological process: proteolysis. The record is from RefSeq and is a predicted model, not a curated record.